This is a messenger RNA of Saccostrea cuccullata (small rock oyster), 858 nucleotides long. RefSeq lists its product as uncharacterized. Lineage: Eukaryota; Metazoa; Mollusca; Bivalvia; Ostreida; Ostreidae. The record is from RefSeq and is a predicted model, not a curated record. The coding region runs from base 200 to 613 and encodes 137 amino acids. The transcript is spliced from 2 exons.
CUCUACACAUAUUAAUGGAAAAGUGACAUCAUCACAAUUACCAAAAGGUCUUAAAGGUCCAAAUCCUGUACAAAAGAAAAUUUUGAACGAUGCGAAAACGUACGGAUAUCAGAAGUUUGACAUUACACUUUUGUACUUGUUGAUAAGAAAUUAUUGCAGUACAAUCCCUCAGCCCACAAAUAACUGGGGUUUAAAGGCCAUGCCUGGAGUAGGGGAGACAACUGUUGGUGAUGACGUGGAGAGGAUCCGACUGAUUCGAAACCAAGUGUACAGUCACGUGAGUUCAGCCUCUGCCUCACAGACAGAAUUUGAUGAUAACUGGUCAAUCAUUUAUGAUAUCUCUAAACGACUUGAAGUCUGUACAGGAAAAAGUUACUUGAGUAAACUGGAUGAAAUAAAGAAACUUUCCUUGGAAAAGGAUAGACAAGAGGCAAUUAUAAAGGAAGUUAAAGUCGUAUGUGAGCGUGACCCAGAAAUACUCGAGAGAAUGCAAUCAAUUGAAACUGGUAUACAGUCUAUACAGAGAGAUUUGCAAGAAAUAAAAUUAGAUAAGCCUCGCGGGAGAAAAGAAGAAGAAGAGGCCUGGUGGCCUAGAUGGUGUGGAAUCUUGUAAAUAUAAAUAUUUGCUUUCAAAUGACCGAAGAAGGAUAUUACAGAUAUGACACUGUAUUGAGAAAAACUUAUUUUAUAGAAUGUUACCAAAUAUUCAUUUUAGAGCAAACAUAUAUUUUUUUUUUCUUUUAGAUUUCUAAAGUUUGUACAUGUAAAUAUAAUGUUUUCAUCUUACUUUUAUUCAGAAAUAUUAACUAAACUGUCAUGUAAUAUGCAUACAUGUUGAAUACCGUUAGCUGUAUAUGC